Drosophila ficusphila is the source of this 1102-nucleotide messenger RNA. RefSeq names its product proteasome subunit beta type-5 (gene Prosbeta5R2). The transcript has a single exon. NCBI's taxonomy places the organism in Eukaryota, Metazoa, Arthropoda, Insecta, Diptera, Drosophilidae. The coding region runs from base 174 to 1034 and encodes 286 amino acids. Gene Ontology annotation, molecular function: threonine-type endopeptidase activity. Gene Ontology annotation, cellular component: proteasome core complex. The record is from RefSeq and is a predicted model, not a curated record.
CCAGUACUGCCAGAAAUUAACGAACCCAAAAGUCAUACAAAACAUUUGUAAAUUUUUAUCUAAACCAAAAACGACCUACACGCCAAUAAAAGAAAGAUCAUCGCGAGAUUGUUUAUAUAACCAUUAACUAACCAUUAACCAUUAACUAUACAUAUUACCCACUGAUUAUCACCAUGGCCCUGGAGCAGAUUUGUGGAAUGGAUAAGCCAGAGUUUAUGAAGGGAUUUGGAUCUCUUUCCUCCGAAAGGACAAUCGAACAAAUCAAACUGGCGUCGAGUAACUUGGAUAAUCCCUUCGCAAUAAUGGCGCCACCAUUCGAAAGACCCCAGGAACGUCUUAAUGAGCUGGCAGUCCAGAAUAAUUUAAGGAUAGACUUUAAUCAUGGAACUACCACCCUAGGAUUCAUUUACAAAGGUGGCAUUAUUCUGUGCGUAGAUUCGCGGGCCACGUCGGGAAAAUUUAUUGGAUCGCAGACCAUGCAGAAAGUGGUGCAGGUAAAUAAAUAUAUGCUGAGUACAAUGGCCGGCGGUGCGGCGGAUUGCACCUACUGGGAUCGGGUUUUGGCCAGGGAGAGUAGACUCCACGAACUUAGGUAUAAAGAGCGACUGUCCGUCCGAUCUGCCGCCAGAUUUAUUUGCAACGUGGCUGCGGAAUACAAAGGCACGGGUCUCUGCAUGGGAAUGAUGUUGGCCGGUUGGUCCACUGAAGGACCCAGCUUGGUUUAUGUGGAUUCCGAGGGACUCCGCAUCCAUGGAAAGGUCUUCGCCGUAGGCAGUGGUGCCUCGUAUGCACUGGGAAUCCUGGAUACUGACUAUCACCACAAUCUCACCGACAAGGAGGCCUACGAUUUGGCUUUUCGUGCAGUGUAUCAUGCCACCAUGAAGGAUAUUUUCUCGGGCGGUUUGGUUAGACUCUACCACAUGAACCAGAGUUCCUGGAGAAAUGUGGCCAACAAAGAUUGCCAGGAGUUGCAUGAGAAGUACUCAACAAGUGUAAAUAAUCGUGAAGUUCCGGGUGAUGAACGCACACUUUAAGGCUUGUUAAAUCUGGUUAAGAAUUUAAAUCAUUACUAUAAAGAAUAAAAUCAGUAUAUUUAAACACA